AUGACGAACACCGCAAGGUUACAUUCCAAGGGAAUCCAUCUUGGUUACAAGCGCAAUCGACGUAACCAGCACUGUGGCCAAUCGCGCCUUCAAAUCGAAGGCGUCAAGGAUCGCAAGGAUGCCCAGUUCUACAUGGGUAAGCGAGUCGCUUACGUCUACAAGGGUCUAGUCGAGAAGAGGACUCCGAGCGGCGCCUCGAGCAAAUAUCGCGUCAUGUGGGGCCGUAUCAUUGCCCCUCACGGAAACAACGGUCACGUACGCGCGAAGUUCCGCAAGAACUUGCCACCGAAUUCCAUCGGAAAGGGCGUUCGCGUCAUGCUUUACCCCAGUACGAUUUAAUCGCCUCGAAGCCCUGGUCCUUGUGUUUCUCUUCAACGGCCGAUGCGGAGACGGUUUGCUUCUGUCAGGCUGUGACUGAGCGCGAUCUACUGCGCUAUGGAGUACAGAUACUUCUAUCGAUCGGCAAAGAGAAACGAGCGGCACUGACAGAAGAAGCGAGUGACUCCAAGUUACAGAGAUUUGUACAUGGUAAAGCAGCGAGAAUUUGCGAUCGUUUCGAUUUCUUUA
Chondrus crispus (carragheen) is the source of this 567-nucleotide messenger RNA. RefSeq lists its product as hypothetical. The record is from RefSeq and is a predicted model, not a curated record. Gene Ontology annotation, cellular component: ribosome; cytosolic large ribosomal subunit. NCBI's taxonomy places the organism in Eukaryota, Rhodophyta, Florideophyceae, Gigartinales, Gigartinaceae. The transcript has 2 exons. Gene Ontology annotation, molecular function: structural constituent of ribosome. Gene Ontology annotation, biological process: cytoplasmic translation; ribosomal large subunit biogenesis. The coding region runs from base 1 to 339 and encodes 112 amino acids.